Molecule: messenger RNA, 557 nt
Organism: Rhipicephalus sanguineus (brown dog tick)
Lineage: Eukaryota; Metazoa; Arthropoda; Arachnida; Ixodida; Ixodidae
Product: UPF0545 protein C22orf39 homolog
Source: RefSeq, a predicted model, not a curated record
GCGCUACUGUAACAUGGCGGCGGUGUCGGCAUCUUUGCGUUCCGAAACCGCUACUGUAACACCGGAAAAUGUCGAAGGUAUCCCCCGUAACGCUUGGAUGGUAAGACCAUGCGAGUGGUACAACGAAGAGCUUUCGGACUGCAAAAGCAUUAGGGGACGCUUUCACCAGUACUUCAUCGAUGGAACCACGCUAGACUGCAGUCAGUGGCGCAAGGACUUCGAUAACUGCCUCCUCUGGAGAAAAAGCAAGGACGUCGAUGCGCUUAAUGCUGUGGUGAAGAGUGAGGAGAAGAGGAAGCACGACCGCCUAAAGGCCAGUCGAGACAACGACGUCUGGCAGCUGAGGUCCAAGCCUCCCGAAGACUGGAACGCACCCGUUCCUGAAUGGAUGGCCAAGAAAUUCGAGCAGAGUUACAUUGCUGCUGUUGCAAAGAAAGAGGAAGCCAAGAGUUCCUGCUGCAUCUCAUGACAGCCGAUGCUGUUGACCAUUUCACUACGUCGCAGAGACAAUACAUAGAUAGGCUAAAUAAACAAAAUUAGGCUUUCUCACCUUUCAA